AUGUCCUCAGACCAGGAUCCUCCUACCUCACCUCGUCCUUCCAAGCAGGACAAGGGUAAAGGUAAAGCCAAAGCCGACCCCAAACCCAAAUUCCCAAGAUCUUUCAGAAUCGCUAAACCUGGUGAUUCCGAUCUCGAUGUCGUUGCUCGAGAAAUGCAUAAACACCUUGAUCCGGAUUUACUUGGGACAGAAACGAUGUUAGCAGAAGAGUUGGAACGGAUUGAUCUCUUGGAAGGUGAAGAAUUACCUAUACCUCCUGGUGCAGAAGGCGGACCUGAUUUUCGGGGAAGACGUACCCCUCUCUCCCCUGAUCACCAAAUCCCUCAACAAUCUCAGCCAGUCCCAAAGAUAAUAGAGGAGGGAACCUCUGGAACUUCCGAGCAAUCACCUACCAAGAAAGCCAUUUUGGGUAGGCUCAAACAAUCUCCCGGAAAGAUUACUAGUUUCAUGUCCACCACCUUUCACAGCUUCUGUUCAUCGCCUAGUAGCAAGCUUCGAAGACCACUCAGUCAACAACCUCUCACUAGUGGAUCACGCAGCUCUCACACUCUCACUGCCACUGUCGAACAGUCGCCCUCCUCGCCAUCGACAGGUCAGUUCGUCCGUCGACGUAGUGUAAGCGAUCCCGAAGCGUCCGAAUACCUUUCCCAAAGUCGUCAAGUGGCCUUUCGGUCUGGUAUUCUGAGACCUUCGAUCCCGGUCAACAUCCCUCUCUCGCCUCUCAAGAGACUCGAGGUCGACAAGGAACAUCGUAGGGUAGAGCUUGCUCAUAAAGCGCUUGAGACUGGAUGCAUCGAUGGUUCAUCACCUUGCAUCGAAGAUCUUAGGCGAUUACCUCCCUGGUCAUCCAUCACUUUGGUGAAACCGUCAAGGGAGAUCCAACCAUCGUUCCUCGAACAAAUUAUGUCUCCUCAGGAUCCAGAUUAUCCAACUUCUCCACCGCCACCGACACAGGCCGCGAUGGAUCGUCGAUCCAAGCACUUCGAACAUGCUCCCGUGGUUCAUCGAUGGGAGGUGAUUGAAUCUUCCCAAGGUGAACCGAUUCUCAAAAGAAUUAGGAACCCUCCACCCCCUUCGAUGUUUCCUGCACGAAGAUCCUCUUUCAGUAUUAAUGGUAAUUCGCCCAUCUCCAACCUUCCUCCGGGUGCUGCACCAGCUAUCGACAUCACUCAAACUGGAGGAUUAUGGGAAAAGGUGUCUUUGCUCAGUCGUCCAACAGCUCAAGAAACCCUAAGGAGCGUACAAGAAUGGGGGAAUCAUCCAGAGAUGUGCGGUGCCCAUCACAUUCACAGCCACUCACUCCAAGAAGAUGUUCUCCUUGACAGGAACUCGCUGCCAAGAUAUAGAGCUCGAUCUCUUAGCGAUCCUCCUUCUAGAAGAGCUGGUUCGAUGCAUUCUGCUCCUCCUCCUGGAGUUUCACCAUUCCGUGUCACCGCCACCAAUCACCACGAAUAUACCCCCUCUUUGGAACAGGAUACCGGUUCAAGUCAUUCUGAAGAUCAAGAUUAUCAGCCUCCGGAGUAUGACUCUGAACAGGUCCAGAAUUCGUCUACAAUCGGUCACGCCGAUCAAGAGGACGAUACGAGUGGAGCAAAACCAAGAUCCGGACUAUCCGAAGUAAUGAGGUUGAGAGGUGGCUCACUCCAUUCCAACAAGAGAGAGGAUGAAUCAAGGAAUGAUGUAAAAGGGGGCUUUCCAUCUUCGCAAGAUAUCGCACCUCCAACAUUCAGGAAUUACUGGCCAAGAGGGGCUCUCUCCGGUGAGAGAUCGUCAGAGAACUGUUAUGAUACUUUGAGACCCAUCCCAACCGUGGAUAAUACCAUGUUAAAGAGGAUGAAGGAGGAAGAUGACCAGGAUUGGUACUGUAAAAAUGCACAGGACUGUCAGUCUUCAAUCUCUGACAUCGCCCUCAAUCGCUCCUACCAGACUAGAGGCCAUGAUGGGACCAAUAACGAAUCGUUGUAUCCACCCAGAAGUUCAAACAUAAUGUUUCUGGCCCCGGCUACAUCGUACCCAGCCAUUGCAAGACCAUUCGCAAGGCCGGCUCCUACCCAGAGGAUGCCGCUACAUGCCCACUAUCAUCCAAGUGAUUGCUGGGUAUCAAACAGACCGAAUUGCCUAGUCCUGGAGAAGCACAGAUCCUAUCAAGUACCUCUUGAGCCAGAGAUUGAAGGUCAUGGACCGCAACCUCAUCUUAUCGCAAUCCCCAGCUCUGCACCUUAUACACAGCUGCAAAGGAUUGAUGCCCUAGAUCUGGCCAUCAUGCAAAAGCUAGCAUUCGCUUAUGGACCAACCGCUUUCCUGGUUAUAUCCGAAGUGGAUCCCGAUAAAUAUGUGCAAAACGCUUCAAAUCGGAUCAAAGUGCUUCGAUGGAGAAGAGGUGUGGAGGACGCAGUCAAUGACACCGAAGAGGAGAUUAAAUCGACAUCUCAGCAAUCAAUCGGACUACCGAUGCCUGUUCCGGAAUAUCAUCAUGCGCGACAUCAUUUUGCCAGCUCCAAAGACCGGAAUUGCAUCCUUGAAGAAGCACAGGAAUAUCCGCUGAGGUUGAGAGGUGGGAAGCCAAAAGCUGGAACAUCCGAUAUAGGAAGUGGAGUUUCAGAAGAACAACAAAUUCCUGAACUUUCUACCUCACCCGCUCUACCACACCAAUCUUCCGAAGAUAUGCCCACCACUUCACCGGUUGUACCUUACACCGGCAAUUUUGCCCCUCAGCCACCACAUUUCUCAGCUUUUCAGAAUCUUCCUGCUAAUGCCGCUGGAUCGUCAAGCUCCAGUGCGGGUAAUGUGGCAGCAUCUGUUGCAUCUGGAUCUGGAACAAUCAAUCCACGAAUGAUCACGUCCCAAGUGACAUUGGCACCAAACACCCCGUAUGUGGAUCCUAUCAUGCCACCAUUGUUCAACGCUGCCUUCGGAAAGGGACCACCAGUACCAUAUCCUCAUCAUGCUUCAUCAGCUUUUCACCACUCUGUCGUACUUGCGGUCCAUGGAUUCCUUUCCCAGAAUCCCGGGCCGAUACUACCGGGCCUCAAGCAGCUAGGAACCGAAGCUAUGCGAGCCCUUGAUCCAGCAUACGAACGUGAGGCUGCUGCUAUGAGAGCAUUGGUUUUUGCUCGUGCGGUGGGCCGUUCAGCACCAACAAGACCACCUGUAAUAGUGGAUCCUCGCUCAACCGCUCCUCCUCGAGUAUCCAUUGCUCGAGCACCUCCUCAAUCACCUACUCCUCGAGCGCCUGCCCCUCGAGCCCCGGCUAUAACUCCUGCGCCACCCUCGCCGCAAGCGUUGGCCCCCCAAGAAGAGACGAGGCUACCAUUCCUCGAUACUGCUGGAUGGAACGAAUACCUCGCUACCAUGUCAUCUGGGCUGCUUGCGGAGGCUGAAAGCUCAAGCAGCUCCAGAGGUCCUUCAAAUCCCAUACAGGUGCCGCUCGAUAUCUAUGAAGAAUGGCCAGCUGCCUUUGCUGGUCACAAUAUUCAGAUUAUCCCCAGUGUAUCAACCACUCUACCCACAUCCUUGGAGGAAAGUCUCCUUGCCGCCUCCACCGCUGUUGCUCCUCAGCCACCUGUUCAAGGUAUUGCUGUCUCUCCUGCUGAAAGUUCGUCAUCAGUGGGAAGUGAGCAAUACUAUCCGAGUCUACCAGCAGCCGGAGGCUCAUCAGUGAAUGAACCUCAACCUGUCGAACCUGCUCCGAGCCGACCAUCAGGCCUGGGGAGAUCGGCCGAAGCAUUCACCGGUGAAUCUCUUAUACCUCCCAACAUGGUUCCACAGCCACCUUCACCUGACUUGGCCUCCUUGUCUCCAACCUGGCGAGGUGGAUUCCUCCCGGCCAUCCCCGCUUCGGUCCCUUCCACAUCUGUUGGUUAUGCUCCCCCGCAAAUCACGCCAGAGGUGUUUAAUCCAUUGUCUACAGCACCUGGUAUCUUCGGGGCCUAUGAUCUAUCCGGAAACUUACCCACCAAUGUUUCGAUAAGGAUCAAUCGAUCUCGAUCAGCAUCGCCCCUAUCAACUCGCCCCACACGAACUCUUCCUCGGGUGUCCAGAAUCCCUUCCCCAGCUCCGCCACAACCUCCACAGCCUCUGAAGCCACUCAGGGUACGACGUCUCUCCGGACCCGGUUCAAUGGAACAUCCAUCAGAGGACGACAAGCAAUCCACAGCGGAAGAAUCACGAGAAGUGGUCGAACAGCCUAAGACUGGUCCAAGACUCAAGAUUAUUGAACCUACACCUCGUGGUUCUUUAGGCAGCAAUGCAAGCCCGAUCGAUCCUUCUGCUGGUGCAACAGCCCAGACCACUCAACUAGGAAAAGAAGCUGUCCUUGGUGCCGCCGUACAAUAUUUGAUACUGGAGAGAAGCCGAGAAGCGAGAAACAAGAGGGAUACCAGCGUCCCUCCUCCACAAGAUCCGAAAGGAGGCCGACAAUUGACUGUGCCCGACCGAAAAACUCUGGCAUCGAGUUGUAGACGAAGAAGUUCAUCCGAUCCAAGUACUGCUAUGGCUCAGUAUGAAGCAAGAAAGGCACUUGUGGCGGCGGCUUUCCCUAAUCAACCGAUACCUCUUGAUCAGCAAGUAUAUCUGCAACAACUAGCUAGGGAAGCACAAGCGAGUCUAGUGCAGGCUCGGACCGAGAUCGCGCUUCAGCAUUACUCAGAAAGACAAUCAGCAGAAGCGGCUAGAAUGAUGCAGGAGAUCAAUCGAGGAAGAUCACCUUCUCCUGGUAUGAGAAGUUAUAUCGACGAGACGGGGACGGAAUAUAUUAUCAGGGACCCAGAAUACAAAUCGCGAUCAGCUCCUGCCUCUUCUUCUGCUGGGCAGUCGUCAUCAUCAUCGACAGGUGCCGUAGGAGCCAGAAGUCGAGGUGUAGGUAGAGGGAAUGCCCCUUUACAACGCAGACUCUCACAGGAGGUCAGAGCUGCUCUCAUAGAAGGUAGUAAUCUUCAGAGCGGUAGUAGUCAAGAUGUUCCUAAGGGUGAAGAGGAAGAAAGAGGUAGAAGUAGGGAGAGGAAAGGGAAAGGAAGGGAAAUCUCGGAGGCGGGUGAGCAGAGGGAUCCCAAGAAGAAGCGGUAA
Molecule: messenger RNA, 5064 nt
Organism: Kwoniella botswanensis
Lineage: Eukaryota; Fungi; Basidiomycota; Tremellomycetes; Tremellales; Cryptococcaceae
Exons: 4
Coding region: 1-5064 (1687 amino acids)
Source: RefSeq, a predicted model, not a curated record